Messenger RNA from Polychytrium aggregatum, 3115 nucleotides. Its product is annotated as adaptin N terminal region-domain-containing protein. Gene Ontology annotation, biological process: intracellular protein transport; vesicle-mediated transport. The record is from RefSeq and is a predicted model, not a curated record. NCBI's taxonomy places the organism in Eukaryota, Fungi, Chytridiomycota, Chytridiomycetes, Polychytriales. The coding region runs from base 63 to 2849 and encodes 928 amino acids. Gene Ontology annotation, cellular component: membrane coat. The transcript has 16 exons.
UCCUCAUCACCCCAGCCCCGGCCGUAUCGCACCACAAGUCUCGAUCGCUGCAUCUAGCCAGCAUGUCCAACAACUUCUUUUCCACCCAGAAAAAGGGUGAAAACUAUGAGCUCCGUAUGGAUCUCAAUAGCGAGUACCAGCACAUCCGCAAAGAGGCAGUCAAAAAGGUGAUCGCCAACAUGACCAUCGGCAAGGACGUCUCGAGCCUCUUCCCCGACGUCGUCAAGAACAUGCAGACCGACGACAUCAAGCUCAAGAAGCUGGUAUAUCUCUAUCUCAUCAACUAUGCCAAGAGCGAGCCCGAACUGGUGAUUCUUGCCGUCAACACGUUUGUCAAGGACUGCGACCACCCGACCCCGCUGAUCCGUGCACUUGCCAUUCGAACGAUGGGCUGCCUGCAAGUCGAAAAGAUCCUCGACUAUCUGAUGGAGCCUCUGAAGAAGGCCCUGCGGGACGACGACCCAUACGUCCGCAAGACCGCUGCGCUCUGCGUCGCAAAGAUCUUUGACCACUCGCCUGCAGUUGCGAUCGAAAAUGGACUCAUUACGUAUCUUCAGGAGAUGCUGACGGACAGGAAUCCGAUGGUCAUUGCCAACGUCGUGACGGCUCUGAUGGAUAUCAGCCAGUCUGCCGUGCACAAGGACGUUUUUGUGCUCAACAGCUCGGUCCUUGCCAAGCUUUUGGCUGCUCUCAACGAAUGCACCGAGUGGGGCCAGAUUGGCAUCCUGUCAUGUCUGUCGACCUACCGACCUGUCGACAACCGUGAAGCUGUCGAUGUGAUCGAGAGAGUGAUCCCUAGACUGCAGCACGUCAACGCCAGUUUGGUCUUGGCUGCUCUGAAGGUGCUCAUGGUGUUCCUCCCCUACAUCACCGAUCAAGAGCUCACAAAGACAGUGAUCAAGAAGAUGGCGCCGCCUCUCGUCACACUCGUGGCUACGGUCCCGGAAAUUCAGUAUGUCGCCCUCCGAAACAUCAACCUCAUCCUCCAAAAGCAGCCCACUGCCCUGACUCAGGAGAUCCGAGUCUUCUUCACCAAAUACGACGACCCUCCCUAUGUUAAAGCCGAGAAGCUCGAGAUCAUCAUCAAGCUCGCCUCGCCCGAUAACAUCGACCAAGUUCUCUCGGAGCUGAAAGAAUAUGCCAACGAGGUCGACGUCGGCUUUGUUCGCAAGAGUGUGUCGGCAAUCGGGCGCUGUGCCGUGAAGGUCGACGGAGCCGCCGAUCGGUGCGUCAACGUUCUUCUCGAUCUGAUCAAGACCCAGGUCAACUAUGUGGUCCAGGAGGCCAUCAUUGUGAUGCGCGAUAUUUUCCGCAAGUACCCGCACCAAUACGAAGGCAUCAUCUCUGCCCUGUGCCAGAACCUGGACGUUCUCGACGAACCCGAAGCCAAGGCCUCGUUGAUUUGGAUCAUCGGCGAAUAUGCCGAUCGCAUCGAGAAUGCCGAGGAGCUACUGGAGUAUUUCUCAGAAUCGAUCACGGCCGAGAGCUCUACGGUUCAAAUCCAGCUCAUGACGGCGUGCGUCAAGUUGUUCUUGCAGAAGCCAGGCUCGGCCCAGCAGCUUGUCCAUCAGAUCCUCCAGAACGCCACCCAAGCCAACGAGAACCCCGACAUCCGCGAUCGUGCCUACGUCUACUGGCGUCUGCUCUCGUCCAACCCGCAGAUCGCCAAGGCUGUUGUGCUCGCUGAAAAGCCCCCUAUCCAGCUGGACACCAACACGGUCAGCGAAACACUCCUGGACGAGCUGAUCUACAACAUCGGCUCCCUGGCUUCGGUUUACCAUAAGCCGACCAUUCUUUUGGGCUCUACCCAGGGUCCAAGCACUGCCGGCGCCGGUAUCGACGGCGGCUUCGAGGCCGAUGACGAGAUGCAACUUUCGUCGGAAUCCAUCAACCAAAUUAAGGCUGCCAGUGCCGGCAAUGUGGAUCUGCUCAGCUUGGACUUUGAUGCCCCUGCCGCCUCUCCUGCAGCCGGCAUAGCAUCCACGCCCCUGGGCAGCCAGCGUCCGGCUCCUGCCAAGGGCGGAAUCGACGAUCUCCUUGGGUUGAUGGAUCUUGGCCCGGAAACCGGCGCUGCACCCCCCAUGGGACCCCUAGGCUUUGGCAACCCCAUUGCUGGUCUGGGUGGACUGAACAGCCUUGUGAGUGGAGCCCAGGUUUCAAAGGACGGCUACGCCUUCCCAUACACCACGCUGCUGGCCGCCAGUGCUGCGCAGGGUUUGCAGCUGGAGGGAACGUUCUGGCGAAGAAAUUGUGUUCCCUUCCUGGGACUCAAGAUCACCAACCUGGGCUCGGUUCCCAUGUCUGAUUUUGCUAUUCAGUUCAACGUCAACAGCCUCGGAAUCACCCCGUCCGCUCCUCUGAUCGUGCCCAACCCUGUACCCCCCGGCCAGACAUUCGAGGCCUCGAUCCCGCUUUCAAAUGCUGGACAAGCUCAGCCGAUGGAUCCAUUCAACCUGAUCCAAAUCGCCAUCAAGAACAACGUUGGCGUGUUCUACUUUGCCGUGACGGUUCCUGUGCACGUUCUCUUUGUUGAAGAUCAGGGACAGGCCAGCACCAGCUUUGGCCAGGUCUGGAACGACUUUACGGCCGCUUCGUCACAGUUCCGACUGAACGGCAUCAACUUCAACCUCGCCGAGUUGACCAAUCGGCUGCAGGUCAACAACGUCCAUGUCGUUGGCACUCCGGAUCUCACUGGGACCAUCAAGACGAUUGCCAAGGUCUUCAACAACGGCGAGUUUAUCGCCGCAGAGCUGCUGGUUCAGGGCAACUCUGUCGCUGUCAAUGUCAAGUCAAAAUCAGGGGAUCUGGCCAAGUUGCUCCAGCCCUCGCUGACCGGCAUCCUCUCGUGAGGGACUGUGGCGGCUGUCUCCGAAUGACGGUGCCCUCGGUGGGCGUGCCUUGAUGGUGGUCAUCGUCUCAUGGCUCCUCAUCGCUCUGCAGCCAGAACGAAACUACUUGGAGCGUCUGGCUUCGCUGUGGAAGGCAAUGCUGUCGCUCUAUUUCUUUCGGCUUUUUUUUCUUUCGCGUUAUUCUGCCCUCGGGCCUUCGACCAUGGCGACAACUUGCCCGGUGUGCCAAAUGAUGGCAGCGAAUACAUACAGCGUUUCCAAGAAAA